AUGACACUUAACUGGGAAACGGUACACAAGAUCAAGCAGGGGCAUUAUAGUUUUGUUUAUCUGAGUCCAGAGGUGUUCCUCAACAGCUCACUCUUCACUGAGCUGUUUUUUAGCAAAGAGUUCCAGGACAUGCUUGCUCUGAUUGUGGUGGACGAAGGCCACAUGAUAUAUUUGUGGGGACUGGUUGCUUCAAAACAGAGCAAGGGUUUGAUCAUAUUUGCCCGACUGGAGGAUCAAGCAAUAUUCAGACCAGCGUAUGGACACAUAGGCACCUGGCUGAUGGCAACGAACAACAUACCGAUCCUCCUUCUGUCGGCCACCUGUCGUCCAGAGGCGGUUGACAAGAUCACUACAAGCUUGAUGCUGAGUCCGAGCGAUCUUCACAUGAUCAAUGGCGAACUCACACGGCCAGAGAUUCGCUUCAUUCGCGUGUACAUGGACUCAACUCUCAGCUCGUGUGACGACCUCUUGAGACUUUUCGCUCCACACACUAAAACGGCGGCGGAAGAUUCUGUACCAAUGAUCAUCUACUCGGGGACUCGGAAUCGGACGUUUCAGGUGAUGAAAGUCGUUAACGAGGCUCGGCAUACUCAGAAGCAUGAAUAUGACCCUAAUGAUCAGUUCAUUCGACGAUAUCAUUCAGUCACAGGAGAUGAGGACAAAGCGCGGACGGUGGAGGAUUUUGGUAAUGCUCAGGUGCCAGUGAUCUCGGCAACAAUGGCUUUGGGACUAGGACAGAACCUCAAGCGGGUGAGGUGUGUGGUACAUAUGGGUCGAGGCGAUCCGGCAGCCAUUGUUCAAAUGGUAGGACGGUGCGGGCGGGAUGGAAAUGUUGGUCUGGGGCUGUUAUUCAUGGAGCGCACAAGGAAGAAUGGCAAAAACGACGUGGAAUCCUUUGGAGACAAAGUUCAUCAGGAAGACGAUGCCCGCAUGGACGCGUUGGCAGUCACCCCUUGUUGUCUGAGGAUUGCCCUGGCGCUUGAUAAUAAGGUUGGAUACAUACCUCUUUCCGAGGUCGAUCCGAACUUUCUGGCUGAGCGGUUGCGUGAAGAGAAGGAGGGGUUUGCAAAGUGCAGAUGCUCAAACUGCGCCCCUGAGGAGGCAGCGAGAUUGCUCGAGGUCUUUCAGCUGAUGAGUGUCCAAACCUUUGACGCAAUCCUCGAGGACCCGUUCACACAUGAAUUAGAUCCUAGCAUUGUCACGAUGAAACACAUCCGCAAGAAGCCUCUGUUGAAAGGGUCGUGCCCGUAUCCUCAACACUUGAGCGAUGAUCUUGUGCGACACCUGGUCCACGGCUUCGAGGGAUUCUAUUUGGUCGUUUUAGGCGCAAUACCCGAAUUUUCGGCAUCGGUGUUCUUUGGGACCUCGCAGGCGCAGGCGAUUGCGGAUUCGAUCGAUGAGAUCCGGGCCGAGGGGAAGGUGGACUUGCGCCUACUUGAACUGGUCAUAGGUGCGGCUUUGGACCAGUUCAUAGAGGACGAGGGCCUGCGGGUACGAGCUGCGAUGGCGCAAGAGCUGGAUCAACUGAAGGGACAGGCGGAGGCCAGAAGGUUGGCUGAGAAGACGGCCAAGGCACAGGCCCUAUUGGCUGCCAAACGAUUGUUGGCUGAAGAGCGGGCUGCAGAGCGGAUGCGUGUUGCCGAGGACCGAAGGCAGGAAAAAGCACUCAUCGCUGAAGAGCGAGCGGCUGAGCUGCAAUGGGUCCGCAAGCAAGCAAAGGAUACGCGGGCCCUUGAUAAGCAGCGACGGGCGAUUUUGCUUCAAGAGGGCAGGUUGCCGGUUGAAGAUCAGGCUUCUGGCAAUAAUGGGGCCGAGGCCAGCGGGACGGACAUAUCUCAGGGUUUGGACUCAGUGGGGACCAAUAAACGGUUCAAACCACGGGAGGGUCAGGCAGAAGAGCUAGCAUGCAGGCAGUUCGAUAGAAUCAUGGCACAACAGAGGAAGGUAGAGGAACAAGCGCGACAGCGGGAUGAGGCCUCCCAAGUUCUCCUCACCGAUCUGAAGGAGAAGCAGGAGCAGCGAGCCAGCCGACGGGCCGAGGCGGACACCUUGCGCGAGAACAACGAGGCCUGCAAGGCUGCGGCCAAACGACGGCGGUUGGAUACAAUAAAAGGCUCGAACCGAGGAGACAAUGGCUGA
Molecule: messenger RNA, 2139 nt
Organism: Puccinia graminis f. sp. tritici CRL 75-36-700-3
Lineage: Eukaryota; Fungi; Basidiomycota; Pucciniomycetes; Pucciniales; Pucciniaceae
Exons: 6
Coding region: 1-2139 (712 amino acids)
Biological process (GO): double-strand break repair via homologous recombination
Cellular component (GO): chromosome; cytoplasm
Molecular function (GO): four-way junction helicase activity; 3'-5' DNA helicase activity
Source: RefSeq, a predicted model, not a curated record